This is a messenger RNA of Arabidopsis thaliana (thale cress), 1149 nucleotides long. RefSeq names its product SWI-SNF-related chromatin binding protein. The record is from RefSeq and is marked reviewed. The transcript is spliced from 4 exons. Bases 1 to 1149 code for a protein of 382 amino acids. NCBI's taxonomy places the organism in Eukaryota, Viridiplantae, Streptophyta, Magnoliopsida, Brassicales, Brassicaceae.
AUGGGAGAUUUUGGUCAGUCUCUUCUAAAUGUAGAACGGAGCAGAGUGGCGAUGGUGAAGAAGGACGAAGUUCACUCUUAUAAUGAGAGGGAGGAGGAGUAUGUGUCUUUGAAGAAUCUAAUUCCGUCCCGAUAUCCAGUUGGGACUCAAACACCUCAGUUUGAGCAUAAGCCUAAGUCCUCUAAACGGCGAUACGUCAAAGUUAAAGAGCCUCUGUUUGAUCCGGAGACUUCCGCCCGUAUAUCUUGGCGCGAAGUAUCCGUUGAUGACGACCAAGAACAAGAACACGAUCAGUUCAAAUGGAAGCAUGUUUACUCUCAUAUUGGCUCAGCUGAAGAAAAAGAUGGAGCUGUGGCCAUUUGGUUGCAUUCUCUGAACCAGAGAAACUAUCCUGAUCUACGAAGCAAUGAAUGCAAACGGAAUGAAGUCAUUGUCUAUAAGAAGAUUGGUGAAGCCUCUGAAGAAAAUAUCCAUGAAGAGAAAAUUACAGUGAAAGAGAACACUAAUGGCAAUGCAGAGCUUUUCGUUGUCGAUAAGGUGAAUGAUGAAACCUCUGAAGGAACGAUUAUGGAAGAGAGGACUACACUAGAGGAGAAGGCAACAGGAAACGACGGGAGCAUCAUAGCUUUCAGUCCCGAGACAGUCACAGAGCAAGCACGCUUGAUUCCUUCCAGUUUUCAUCAGGAAGUACCGGAUAUGAAACUGUUACUUGCGGCAGAUGAUAAGAUCAAUCGCUUGACCUUAAUAUCAGGGACAAAAGAAACAAUCUCAGUUUACACACUAGUCGGAAAUCCCAAAUGGACAUUCAGAAAAAAUGAAAAUCCCAAAUGGGCUCUUGACAAGAGGAUCAAGAACGUGUCGAUGGAAGGAAGUAUGUUUGAACUCUGGAACGUGGUUGCGUACGAUGGCAAGCGGCUAGUGGUGAGGGAGAUGAAGGAUAUAAUUGAAGGUGUGGUUCAUGUGUACGACAUGGAAGCCAAUAGUUGGAGAGUUUUAUGCUCGACCAAAUGGGUGAACCCAAGCGACAGUGACUUCUAUAAGUUUACACCCUCCAUGGUCCAUGUCGGGGAGGGUGAGAUUAUAGCUUAUAAUGACCGACGCAUCUUAGAUCUAACUGCGAUUAUGGAACUCAUUAAUACAACAAAGUAA